AGAGAGAGAGAGAGAGAGAGAGAGAGAGAGAGAGGACUGUAGAGUGAUGGGACCCGGCUGAGAGAACGGCAGCGAGUAUUCACUCCCCGAGCUGUUAAUGACAGCAGGUAGGCAGAUGUGAAGGAUGACUUCUUGUUCAGAGAUCUGUGGGUCCGAGUAUGGUGAACAAGCUCACGCCAACGGGAAUUGCCAGCAGUAUGGGGUCCGCUCCUACCUACACCAGUUUUACGAGGAGUGCACAGCUUCUAUCUGGGAGCGUGAUGAAGAUUUUCAGAUUCAGAGAUCACCUAGCAGGUGGAGCUCUUUACUCUGGAAGGUCUGUCUCGCGUUCGGAUCCCUGAUACUGUUUGCAGGACUCAUUGUUGUUUUGGUGGGUUAUGCCACUCCAGUCAAGAUAGAAGCAUUUGGGGAAGAUGAUCUUCUUUUUGUUGACAGCCACGCAGUCAGUUUCAACCGUGCAUUGGACGUGUGCAAGCUGACUGGCGCCGUGUUGUUCUGUGUGGGAGGCACCUCCAUGGCUGUGGGUCUCCUGCUGUCUGCCUUUGCCAAAAGCUACUCCAAGGAGGAACUGUAUCUGCAGCAGAAGUUCAAGGAGAGGUUGGCAGAUCUGCACGCAACAGUCGGUACUCCCAUAAUGAAAGCACCAACCCCCGGGGAGGGAAAGGUGCCCGUCACACUUUCCAAAGUCCAGAACAUACAGCCAGGCACCACCAAGUCAGAGACCUGACAGAAGACCAAAUGAAGAGUGAAGAAUCGUGUGAGAUGAUGGAUUCAGUGUUCAGACUCGAGUCGACACGCGUGUGCAAGUGUGCAUUUUCUCGUUUUAAAGGUCGGCUUACAUCGUUGACAUUUCUGGUUCAUCAUCUUUAUUUGUUGAUUUGGCAUUUAAACUUCAUUCGAGAUGUAUAGGAGCAGAGUUAAUAUAGCUGAGGAAUGUUCAAGCAUUGCAUAACAGUGAUUUGACAAAGCACGCGCAGGUCUUCAGUCAUUCCCAGAAAAACAAACAGCAGAAACAAAUCAACGACAGCGUCAUAGCUUGAUCUUUUUCUCUACUGGGUGGUGUGCAGAGCAGCAGAGGCCGUAUUGUUUGAAGUUAUUGAGGAUUGGCCCUCAUCAGCCAUUAUCUCUUUGCCUAUAGAUUCUAAGAAGGAGAUAAGAGGAGGGCAUUUCCUGAGUGCAGAACACUUUGUGUGUGCUGUGUGUAAAUGUAUGUGCUGUGCGACCUAAUUACACCGCUAAGAACUGUCCAUUCCAAAUAUUACUACAUGUGCUUUACUGCGGCCGAAUUAUUCUUUUAAGCUUUGUUUACAUGCAACAAUGAGCCUAGAAAAGUCCCACUUUGCUUCACACGUCAUCAGAACAGAUUAUAAAUGAACACUGAUUCAAACAGACCUUCAGGGUAGACUUUCCACUGACAUUUCUCUUGUCCUAUUAGGUGUCUGACCUUGUCUCCUUCAGAAAAUCAUCAAACGCGAUCGAUAGAGCAGAAAGCAUGAUGAAAGAUACACUGAACCGGACGUAACGUGCAGAAAAACAAAGUCUGACGCUCAAUAACAAAAUGAUAGUCAAGCAGAUUAUUUUCUCGUUAAAACGAGGCAUUCAUCACGUCUUCUAUCGGUUUUCCAUGGACUUAUUGUAUUUGUUUCGUUCUCUCCCUUUGACUAAUCCAAUCAUACACACACCAACCUGUCCAUCCAGGCAAGCACAUUUUUGCAGUUAGCGGUUGGUAAAGAAGAAACGUGCAAGUGCUGCGUGUUCAAAUGAAGACCGAGUGGGGGCGCACGGACAAACAGCGUGACGGAUGAUGUUACAUAACGAGGGCGGUGAGGAGAGCACAGCUACAUCACAUCUGAUUUGUUUACAUUCUGUCUGGAUCCACGGAUGCUCUCGACAACACUAACUGCCUCCAUGUGCUCACAAACUAAACUUGAAACUACAUUAUGCAGGAAGCUAAACAGCUUACAGUCUGUAUGUAUCAUCGAAGCCAUCAUCUAACAGGUUGCAUACCACCAAAAACAUUUUAGGUCUUUUCCUUUUUUCAUUUAUUUUUAUUUUUUGCACUCACUCUUUUACCUACAAGCAGGCGUAACUACGUUUUGCUGCUUUUCAAAACUAUAUACUGUAUCUACGUAUGUAUUUGAAUACAUAUUUUAAAAUGUUGUGACCCUGCCUUUUUAAAUUGUUGUUAUUUGUUGCUUAUUCUUUCAUUGCACACAGAUACAGUUCUUUUACCUUUGUCUAUUCUUUUAUAGAUAGAUAGUCAGCGUUCAUGUGCCAUCAAGCUACUGUGCUUUGUUUUUCCAAACCGUUCAUCCCCUUUUUAAAUCCAUGCGAGACAUGUACUGUGUGAAAUGAUAUAUGCUUAUAGACUGCUUCUAUAAACAUAUAUCCUAUGAGCUUUUGCUCUGCUGGCUCUCAUGUGUUAAUGUAAAUGGUCCUUUUUAUUUAUCUCACAACCUCCAUUCCAUGCUAGUGUGUCGAUGCAUUUGAUCUCAGAUACAACUCAAACAUGUAGCUUUAACUAUGAAAAACAAUUUACUUAUAAUCAAGACAUGUUCAAGGAAUUUACGCUGUUAAGCUUUAAACCUACAGUACAAGAAGAAAAAGAAAACUGUUAAACAAUCGGUUAUCAAAAAACCUUCCAGUGUAGUCAGAGGGUUUUCAAAAUAUCAAGAAAUGUGAUGACUUGUUCUUCCAUGCUGUGGAUUGUAAAGGAUGUUUUAUCCUUAUUUUGCCCCAAGUUGAGUUUUACAUUACAAUUUAAAAUUCAUGAUGCAUAUUCUUCUGCUUCUAAUCUAAUCAUUUCCCAGUUUAAGUGGCACUUGAUGUAAAAGUCGAUUAUCCCAGUGCAUAAAACAAAGAUUGGAUUGAAUAAAGAACAAAUACACAUAUAUAUUAAUGUCUGUAUACAGUAAUUCUAUUUUUCAAAGAACACAAUAAAAAAUGAAAUAUC
Pungitius pungitius (ninespine stickleback) is the source of this 2953-nucleotide messenger RNA. It is a transcript of the gene nrsn1, whose product is annotated as neurensin 1. The coding region runs from base 125 to 727 and encodes 200 amino acids. Lineage: Eukaryota; Metazoa; Chordata; Actinopteri; Perciformes; Gasterosteidae. The transcript has 6 exons. Gene Ontology annotation, biological process: nervous system development. Gene Ontology annotation, cellular component: neuron projection; transport vesicle; neuronal cell body. The record is from RefSeq and is a predicted model, not a curated record.